ACAGAAGUGACAUUUGUGUUGACAAUAAAAGCACCUAAAAUUGUGUUAGGAUCGUAAAAAUAUCGCAUAAAGUUUAUAGGGGGUAACCGCGGCUUAACAAUGUACGCAUACGGCAGUCCACAGCGCGCAUGCCCGGACCACACUCAUUCCGGACUAUUUGUUUUGUCGUUACAGUAUCAAAAACCUUCGGAUUGCUCGCAAAGAAACAUCUACCCGAUAAUUGCAGUGAAUCCGUACGCUUCCGGUACCAUCUGUCUCUAUGAUAGAGGCCGAUUGAGGCCCGCGCGCGCGUUUGACGUGAAUCAAUCAACCCUAUCUAUCUGUCAAGAGUUCGCGCCAAUACUUGACGUUUGACCGCGUGUUAGAAAUUCAAAAGUUCAAGACCCGAGUGUGCACAGUUCCCUUCCCUAUUCAAUAUUUUGGUGAUUGACUCCUACGAAGUGUGAAAAAUGAAAAUACAUUUUUAUUGAGCAUAGAUUUCCACUUGAUUUAUCUGCAAUACGGUAGAACGACUGCAGAACCAACCGCGUGGCAAAUCUUCGCUACGCUAUUGGGCGGUUUACAUUGUCAUAUACGAACUGACUGGUGAGAGUGUGCUUCACAUAUCGAACUUUUCUGUGCUGUUCAAAUUUCGAAUAAGUUCCACUGAUUAAUUCGUCGAACUAAAAGGUUGUUUCACGUCACGAUGAAUAUCACUUCAACGACGGAUGGGCCUGGUAUAAAAGGGACGAUGGCGAUCCUGAACUGUCUCCUCGCGAGGCAGCUCUGCUUUGAAGACGCAUCCUGCUCCGCCAUCUUGGAAAUCAUACCGCGCGUUUGUGGAUCUGAACUUGUUGCUUGCUCGACCGUGACCGUGACGAAGUGCCAGGCUGCCCUGCGAACCCUGCAAGCGUUCCCGUUCUUUAAACCGACCUGCCUUUGCCGGGAACCGAACGUGGACCCUGAGUGCAACUCAUUCCGGGACUUCCUGUUCGACCAUCCUUGCGUGUUCGUCAUGAAGAAGGAAAAGGACCCGUACCCAGUGGAAACCCUGCCAACCUGCACCUAUGCUCUUAGCGUUUGUCAUAAUGAGAAGGCUUGCUCCGUACUUUUCGAACGCUUCAAGAACGCUUGCAAGGCCCGCGAAGGAGAAUGCCGUAUGGAAGACAGGGAAGCCUGUCGCGAAGCCUGGGCUGGGCUCCGCUUAUCUCCGCUCUUCGGUUGCAUCUGCCCCAACACCCAUAUGAAGAAACGCUGUGAUAGAAUCUUUGCUGUCGUCAACCAUAACCCCUGCGUUGUAAAGCUGAUGUCGGACGGACGGACGGCCAAUCGGAACGCCACUGGGGUGUCGUCGUGGAUUGGCGGUAUGUCGAUAACGCAGGACGGCAACCUUAUCGCCCCGGACAAAAUAAUGACGCACGUCCAUCGAUAUGCGAGUCCGCACUACAAGCCCCACGGGCAUCACUAUCAUCGCUGGAAUCACGAGCCGGGAGGGGAAGACCCCCUGUAUGCCACCAAGACCGUCUACGGGCCCGGAUACAUUGAUGACAACCAGAGGAUUGCCAAGGAAAACGGUAAAGCAGGUGACGACAAGGUGGCGCUGCAGUCGACGUGCCACUCCGCGCUGGACACCUGCAUCAAGGACAAGGAGUGCGUCACGUCACUAACACCCGUGCUGCAGAAGUGCCACUCGACGGACUGCGACCGCGAGGGCUGCAUGGCCGCGUUGCGAGGUUUUUAUAGGAAGCCUGGUGUCCCUUGGAAUACUGAGAUCGCUUUUUGCCUUUGCAAGAAAACGGACAACAAAGAAGACUCAUGCAUGAACGCACAAGAGAGGCUGCAUCCUUCCUGCGCCCAGCGACCGCCCGUGGGCUCCCCCCUGCCCGCCUGCCACACCCUGGCUCACGCCUGCCGCGAGGAACCCGAGUGCAGGAUCCGCUUAGAGAACUACGAGCAAUGGUGCGCGGUAGACGCCGUGACGCAAGGUUGCGCUGGCUCACCGGCUUCUUGCCGUGCUGCGGUUGUGGCUGUGCUGGGCACUCAACUGAGAGCUGCCUGCGCUUGUAGGGGCACUGACUUUGCUCAGCUGUACGAUUGUCUGGGCUGGCAACGGCUUUUGUGGCUUAACCCUUGCGUUGUGGAAUCCCAAAGCGACUACCAUGUGAAGACAUACGGUUCCUUGCUAACAACUACUCCCUUCGACAACGGCAUCAGAUACAUCACCGUUGCGCCCGAGCCGCCUAUCCACCACCGCACCACCACCCACCACCAUCGUCAUACCACUCAACAUGGAACCUCACAAGUUGAUGUCAUGGCGGAAAACCGCGAAGAGCUAAGCCCAAUAACAACAAUGUCAGAACAAACUGUCGGACCUCAUGAGAUCGCGCAAAUAUCGGAGCCUGUGAUUGAAACGACAACUGAAACAACAACAGUCGCCAUCACCACCACCACAACAACAACCAGCACGACAACAACGACGACAACAACACCACGGCCGACAACAACUCGGCCAACGACCACAAUGGAGCCGACGAAAUAUUGUAUUGUGAAGAAGCCGGAAAGCGAUGACGAGGCGCAGUACAUCAAAAUGGGGGAGACCAGACGUCUUUACCGAUCAGCAGAACUAGCAGAGUGCACGGAUCUGUGUGUAUGUGAAGUAUCUCUGCAAGUGUCGUGUAAAGUGGCCUGCGUGCCUCGCGCGCCGUGCUCGUCUCGCCUCGCGCACUACUCCCACGCUGCGCCCGCCUACCAGGCCUACCGUGGCCGGUGCUACUGCUACUCCGGCUCCUUCAUCUGCAUGAGGCCUAACCCUGGAGAGUACAAGCUUCCGGAGGGUGUGUACUUGUUGCUCGGCUUUAGUGCUGUGGACGAAGCUCUGCUGAGACCACACACGGGGCUGGGAGCUGAAGAUGCUGUGCGGUUACUCCAGCAGUACUUGCGUAUUGUUCAUCAUGGGGAGACGAAUUGCACACUAACUCUCUUCAAUAUCAGCAAUGAAAAUGUGAUUAUAUCUGCAAGUGUUCCCCCGAAGGAACAAGAAGCUCUGAAGGAAGCAGGAGAAGCUUUGCUGGAUAAAGAAAAGGAGGCGUGCAUCGAUGUUCUCAAGGUCGUCAAGACCCGUAUCAACUCGCAACAUGAAGACAUUUCUUCCCAUCUGCUUCUCUCCAUCUUUAAAAUUGCUGAAGUAGACGUCGUCUACCCCACUCCGCCCAGCUCCGCCAUCACUUCCAACAGACCUGACAUCAAACUGUACAUUAUAAUCUCCACAGUAACCUUCAUCUAUUAUUUCAAAGAAUUUAUUUCUUUGUUACUACUUGCCGCCUCGUUUAGAAAAACUAUCGUCAAUUUAAUAUCGAAUUUAUCCGAUAUCGAUAGAGAUAAUGCGGAACGUAAAUCAUCUUCAAAUUCGUUAGAGGUUGUUCCUUUCACAAAGAGUUUUAUUGUAAAAGAUUUUGUAUCUAUUUUGAAAUGUUAUGAAGAAUUUAUUGAAUAUAAUAAUGUAGUUGUUGUAAAUUAUAUUGAUACUUCGCACAGUGCACUCGCUUUAGGUAACGCACAAACGACACAUAUCACGGAAGAUAAUAUAGAUAUAAGUGAAUUAGAUGUAAAUAAAUUUAAGGAAACGAAACAUAUCAUAAAAGCUGUGAGUAUUACAAUAUAUACUAAUUUAAAAGAACUCGUUGCUGAUGCAAUUAUACCUAAAUAUUUUUCUAGAGAUGUGUAUUACGAAAUUGGAUGUACUAUUAUUAAUUCGGAGAAGCUUUAUGGUGAAUUCUUUGAAAAAAUCGCGUCCUCUUCUUAUGGGAUCGUUAAAUCCGUUAGCUUAGGACUGACUCUAGUAGUAGUAUGAAGACUGAGAUGAUAACUAAACAUAUCAUAGUUAAGUGUAUUUCGUUUUAUUUUCGACUUAGAACUGGUGCUUGUAGGUCGAUCUUAAAGGCUGGGUUUUGUAAAUAAGUGUACUACGCCUUUUACACUAUUAGAUUUCUGUUCUUAUUUUACUUUAGAGGCAGCUGUUUUGGCUUGUUUACUUCUGUUUUCAUUAUCUUCCUAAUCUUUUUCAUCUUGAUAGCUAUUGCCGUUUUUUGGAACCUUCACUUUUGGUGUUAUUCUCGUUUAAUGGUAAAUUUGUUUAAAUGUGCAGUUUAUUGUGCUGUCAGUAAGGAUAAUAUCGGAUCUCUUAGAUAGGAGUAGUCUGUUGUAGAAAAUGCGCCUUUCUGUUAGAUAAGUGUAACUAGAGGUUAUAA
Molecule: messenger RNA, 4226 nt
Organism: Maniola jurtina (meadow brown)
Lineage: Eukaryota; Metazoa; Arthropoda; Insecta; Lepidoptera; Nymphalidae
Gene: Gfrl
Biological process (GO): nervous system development
Cellular component (GO): signaling receptor complex; external side of plasma membrane
Molecular function (GO): signaling receptor activity
Source: RefSeq, a predicted model, not a curated record